Ricinus communis (castor bean) is the source of this 993-nucleotide messenger RNA. RefSeq lists its product as uncharacterized. The coding region runs from base 171 to 707 and encodes 178 amino acids. NCBI's taxonomy places the organism in Eukaryota, Viridiplantae, Streptophyta, Magnoliopsida, Malpighiales, Euphorbiaceae. The transcript is spliced from 5 exons. The record is from RefSeq and is a predicted model, not a curated record.
UAAAGAACUAAAGCCCAAUAAGCCUAACAAUGAGCUUGACAUGGACACUUGAAGUUUCAAAUAACAAGCCUGACUAACUAAAGAACAUGUUCACUAAGCUCAAGCGCAGCAAUUUUCUUAAACCCUAGACCUCAAUAUUGUGGAAGACAACAUCAAAAAUCAAAUUCAAAAUGUCUGAUAGAGAAGAUUCUGAUUCAGAUGCACCAGAGGAGUUCACAUCAGAACAGGCAAUAAAGCAGGAUGAAGUUAUAAGAAAAGUUCAGAAAGAAAAUAAAGCUAGAGUUGCUCGUGAGGGUAAAGAACGCCGCAGACAAUGGGCACAGAGGAAAACCCCACGACCAUCUAAAGGAGAUGAUAAUGUACAAAAUGUAAAGGAAACUGAAACAGAAAAGGAGUUACUGGAUACUGCAGAAAUGCUUCCCAAUGACAUUGUUCAGCUGCUUGCAGCUCGUGAGAAGAAAAUUUUCUUAUCCGACUCGGAGGAUGAGAAGGUUGAGGCAGAGCUGCCUCCAAGAAAGAAAAAGCUCAAAAGUUCAGGGAUGGAGACUGUUAUCUUGAAGGAUAUGUCACCUCCGCAAUGCUUACAGAACUCCUUGCAGUUUUUGAAGAAAAAGAAAAUGCAGGUUUCAAGAUCGUCUUCUGUUUUGAACAACUCCAACCAAGCACUUCGCCUUAUUUCUACUCUGGGCUUGUUAAGUAAGAAAUGACAAGCUUGUUUGUAUUCAUGUUAUGUAUUCUUUUGUGAUAUUGAGUACCAUAAAACCAGUGCAUGACCAGAAGAGGUAUUCAUUAUUUCAUAUGCGUUUCACAUGCUCAUUCUAUGUCAAAGCUAUUCUUAGAUUGCUCUCAGCUGCUUUACUAAAGCACAUUUUGUAUUGGAUGAAAUACUGCAAGGCUCCUGUGGUAUCUUCUGAGGGGAUUCUUAACCAAUUGGCAGUUUGCCUGCAAUAGUUUGUAGCCUGAUGAGGAAUGAAUCUUAAGAUGGAUUUAUAA